AUGAAGGGCCACUGUCAAAUUGAAGUCAUCCUGGCCUCAGCUGGCGGGACGAUUGCCAGCCUCAGUGGGUCGACUGUUGAUGGCGGGAUGGCAGCAGUCGGAGGGGCGACCAGUGGUGGUGGGGCGACCAGCAGUGGUGGCCGGAUGACUGGUGGCAGUGGGGAGACCGGCAGCAGCCGGACGACCAGUGGCAAGGACAAUGACAAUUUUGAUGACACUUUUGGGCCAAGAGUGAGAGACAUCGCUUACUACCUGGGCAAUAAGUAUUUAACUUUUGGAGAGAAUGGUGAUGAAAUUGUGCUGACUGACCCUGUAGAUCAGGAAGAAAAGACCUUCACAGCUACAUUGGGACUUUGUGAGUUGAUUUUCAAGAAGAAUCCAAAUUGUGCAUUAGUUGAAUCCGCUGACAGACAGGCCUAUGGAGAAAUAUUGAACUGGACCAGUGUGCACAGACAGAACAAUGAUCCAAGAGGUGAGAUUGUUAACUACAACAAAGCCAAGUAUAAGAAUACAAUCAAACGCCUUUUGGAUGAUAGCAGAGAUGGUGGUCAAAGACAUUCUGAGAGACAAGUGACUGGGAGAGGAUCUAUUGCUUCAAGGCAUGAUUUUAGUAAGGAGAAAAGUCAGAAGAUCUAUAGAGGAAGAGGUGUUCUGUCAGCUAUCAAGGGAGCUGCUGGUACAAUAGUUAAUAAGGCAAUCGACAUUCUACCAGUUGAACUUCAUAUCCCUGGCUAUCAAUACUGUGGACCAGGAACAAAACUUCAGAAGCGAUUAGCACAAGGUGAUCCAGGGAUCAACAAACUUGAUCAGGCUUGCAAGGAGCAUGAUAUUGCCUAUUCCAAGAGUGGUGAUACAGCAAGCAGAGCAGUAGCAGACAGCAUCUUGGCAGAGAGAGCCUGGGACAGAGUGAGAUCUGAAGAUGCAGGGGUGUUGGAAAAAGCUGCAGCACUAGCAGUCACCAACAUCAUGAAGGCUAAGGCAAAAUUUGGGGGAGGUAUGAAAAGAUCACUGAAGGAAGUCAGCAGGGUGGCUGAGAAUGGGAAGAAACAAAAGAUUCAGCCAUCGAAGAAAAAAUCAGUGAAAGGAGGUCGAGGUCUUUACUUGAGACAUCAGAAACCAAAGGUUGGUACAGGUCUUUACUUGAGACAGCAGAGAUCAAAGGUCAGUAAAGGUCUUUACUUGAGAAAGCAGAGAACAGCAACACCUUAGACACUAGGUAAUAUA
Molecule: messenger RNA, 1224 nt
Organism: Nilaparvata lugens (brown planthopper)
Lineage: Eukaryota; Metazoa; Arthropoda; Insecta; Hemiptera; Delphacidae
Exons: 2
Coding region: 1-1209 (402 amino acids)
Biological process (GO): arachidonate secretion; phospholipid metabolic process
Molecular function (GO): A2-type glycerophospholipase activity; structural molecule activity
Source: RefSeq, a predicted model, not a curated record